Messenger RNA from Manacus vitellinus (golden-collared manakin), 2429 nucleotides. RefSeq names its product solute carrier family 9 member A4 (gene SLC9A4). The coding region runs from base 84 to 2429 and encodes 781 amino acids. Gene Ontology annotation, molecular function: sodium:proton antiporter activity. Gene Ontology annotation, biological process: sodium ion transport; proton transmembrane transport; regulation of pH. The transcript is spliced from 12 exons. The record is from RefSeq and is a predicted model, not a curated record. NCBI's taxonomy places the organism in Eukaryota, Metazoa, Chordata, Aves, Passeriformes, Pipridae. Gene Ontology annotation, cellular component: membrane.
AGCAGCAUGAAUCAGCAGAAGUGAGUGUUACACACCUUCAUGCACUCUCUGUACUCUGUCAUAAAAAAGUCACAGCCCCAGACAUGGGCUCUGCUGCACUUGAACAUGCAAAGCUUUUAAACUGGUUGCUGUUGCUGUUGAGUCUGAUUUCCUGUUCUGCUGCUGCUUAUGUGGAUGAGCCCAACCUGGGCAAGAGCUUCUUGCCUCAUCGUGAACCUGAUCCUGGGGGUACUGUUGACUCUUCACAAGAUACGAGGCUACAUGUUUUCUCAGUGGACUAUGACUAUGUGCAAAUUCCCUAUGAAGUUACUCUUUGGAUCCUCCUUGCCUCUCUUGCAAAAAUAGGUUUUCAUAUCUAUCACCGAUUACCAAGACUCAUGCCUGAAAGCUGCAUCCUGAUUGCUAUUGGAGCACUGGUAGGAGCAAUCAUCUUUGCUUCGCAUCACAAAUCUCCACCAGUGAUGAGCUCAAGUAUUUACUUCUUGUAUCUCCUUCCACCCAUUGUCCUGGAGGAGGGUUAUUUCAUGCCAACUCGCCCAUUUUUUGAAAACUUUGGGUCCAUUCUGUGGUGGUCUGUUCUGGGAUCUCUGCUAAACUCAUUUGGGAUUGGCCUCUCUCUCUAUGGAGUCUGCCAGAUCAAAGCCUUUGGCCUGACCGACCUGAACCUGCUGCAGAAUCUGCUCUUUGGCAGUAUGAUUUCAGCAGUGGAUCCUGUGGCAGCGCUGGUAGUUUUUGAAGAAGCCUCCGUUAAUGAGCAGCUUUACAUGAUGAUCUUUGGAGAGUCAUUGCUAAAUGAUGGCAUAACUGUGGUUUUAUACAACAUCUUCAUUGCCUUCACCCAGAUGCACAGGUACGAAGAAAUCGAAUCCAUUGACGUCUUCGCUGGCUUCGCUCGCUUCUUCGUGGUGGGGCUGGGGGGUGUAUUGUUUGGGAUCGUAUUUGGAUUUGUUUCAGCAUUCAUGACUCGAUUCACCCACAACGUCUCUGCAAUCGAGCCCCUGCUGGUCUUCAUGUUCAGCUACCUGUCAUACUUGUCUGCUGAAACCCUCUACAUCUCUGGCAUUUUGGCAAUGACAGCAUGUGCAGUGACAAUGAAAAAAUAUGUGGAGGAGAAUGUGUCCCAGAAUUCUUAUACCACAAUAAAAUAUUUCAUGAAGAUGCUAAGCAGCAUCAGUGAGACCCUGAUUUUUGUGUUCAUGGGAGUUUCUACAGUGGGGAAAAACCACGAGUGGAACUGGGCCUUCAUUUGCUUCACUCUGCUCUUCUGCCUCAUUUGGCGGACACUGAGUGUAUUUGCUCUCUUCUACAUCAGUAACAAGUUCCGAACAUAUCCCUUUACUGUCAAAGACCAACUCAUUAUUUCCUACAGUGGCCUUCGAGGAGCCAGCAGCUUCUCUCUUGCAGUCUUGCUUCCAGUGCAUCUCUUCCCCAGAAAAAACCUGUUCAUCACUGCUACUCUUGUCGUUAUAUAUUUCACUGUGUUCAUCCAAGGAAUCACAAUUGGACCAUUGGUCAGAUAUCUGGAUGUCAAAAAGACAAACAAAAAGGAAUCUAUCAAUGAAGAAAUACAUGUGCGAUUGAUGGAUCACUUGAAGGCUGGUAUUGAAGACAUAUGUGGACAUUGGAGUCAUUAUCAGCUGAGAGAUAAAUUUAAGAAGUUUGACAAUAAGUAUCUGAAGAAAAUUUUAAUUCGGCAACACCAGCCCAAAUCCAGUCUUGUGUCAUUAUACAAAAAGAUGGAGAUAAAACUGGCCAUAGAGAUGGCUGAGAGUGGCAUGCAAAUUUCAAAACCAUCCACUGCUUCUUUACAGAGUGGCAGGAACCGCCGUGCACACAGGCUGUGCCCCGCAGAGGUGGAGUCCAUGAGAGAUGUCCUGGCACACAAUCUGUACCACGUGCGACAAAGGGCACCACCAUACAACCGACACAACCUACCUACCAACACAAAUGAGACACAAGCGCAAGAAAUCCUCAUCCGCCGGCAGCACAGCCUGAGGCAGAGUUGCAGGAAGGGAAACAGCUUGCCCUGGAGUAGACCGGUUAACACCACGGAUGUACGCUACCUCUCUUUGCCUCAGGGCCCCACACAGACCAGUAGACGAAAAACCAGGCACGUUACUUUUACAGAUCAGCAUAGAAGUGACUCUGAUGCUGCAUUGCCAUUAAUGUUCAGACCCCAGGCCCGACUACGGCCACUCGAAGCAAAGCACCGCCAAGAAGAGCUGAUUCCAAUGGCACACUUAGAUAGACAAGCAGGUCCGUCCAAUCUGUCAGGUCGAAGAGGAAAUUCAAUCAGCCAUCAUCGUUUCACCAGAGCAGACAAUCUAGCUCUAAUGCCAAAGUCUCGGUUCACUGUGAGAGAAGUAGAGGAGUAUGAGUCAGAAGAAGAGACAGAAGCAAUGGCACCAGCCAGGCCAUUAGUUAUAUGA